AUGUCACAGCCUCCACACCCUGCUCGGAGUGUGAAUUCGGAGGACGCACGGAGGACGGUCGCCCGGCGACAAACCCUCGUCGCGGCCACCCCGUACCCGCUCUUCUUCCUGUUCCUGUUGCUGCGAGCCUGCGGAGCGGAGGGCGCCAAGGUGUCGGCGCUGGGUGACCGACAGAUCGAGCAACGGUUCGCCAUGGAACCGCAGGACCAGACGGCCAUCGUUGGCUCGCGAGUGACGCUGCCCUGCCGGGUGGUGAACAAAUCGGGCCAGCUGCAGUGGACCAAGGAUGACUUCGGGCUCGGGACGCACCGCAACCUGAGCGGCUUCGAGCGGUACACCAUGGUGGGCAGCGACGAGGAGGGCGACUUCUCGCUCGACAUAUCCCCCGUCAUGCUGGACGACGACGCCAAGUACCAGUGUCAGGUGGGACCUGGCAAAGAUGGAACGCCCGGAAUUCGGUCGCGGUUCGCCAAGCUGACCGUGCUGGUUCCGCCCGAGGCGCCUAAAAUCGUCCAGGGCGACUUCAUGGUGACGACGGAGGACCGAGAGAUCGAGCUGGAGUGCGUGUCGGUGGGCGGGAAGCCGGCCGCCGAGAUCACGUGGAUCGACGGGCUGGGGACGGUGCUGACGAAGGGCAUCGAGUACAUGAAGGAGCCGCUGCGCGACGCCCGCCGCUACACGGCCAAGUCGAUCCUGAAGCUGACGCCGAAGAAGGAGCACCACAACACGACGUUCACCUGUCAGGCGCAGAACACGGCGGACCGGACGUACCGCUCGGUGCGGCUGAAGCUGGAGGUGAAGUACGCGCCGAAGGUGCACAUCGCUGUGAUAGGCGGAGCGCUGAACGGUGGCCGCAUCCUCGAGGGUACGGAGGUGCGGCUGUCGUGCCGGGCGGACGCCAACCCGCAGGAUCUCACCUACCGCUGGUUCGUCGGGGGCGAGCUGUCGGAGGCCAGUCACUCGCAGGAGUUGCUCAUCGGUAACGUCUCCCGUCGGUAUCAUGCGAUGGUCGUGCGGUGCGAGGUUCGGAACGCGGUCGGUCGGAGCGAGGAGAGCGAAACGCUGGACAUCAGCUACGGGCCGAGCUUCCGCCAGCAGCCCAGCUCGAUCGAGACGGACCUGAACGCCACCGUCACCCUUACCUGCGACGUGGACGGCAACCCAACUCCGGACAUCCUCUGGAUACACGAACCGACCGAUCAGGUCGUCUCGAGUGCGCCCAACCUAACGCUCACGGUGACGCACGACACGGCCGGCCGGUACUACUGCAAGGCGAGCGUGCCGGGCUUCCCGGAGGUCGAGGCCAACGCCACCGUCCACCUGCGCGGCCCACCCACCAUCACUUCGCCCCGCCAGCAGUUCGGAGCCGAACAUGACCGCGCCCAGCUCGAGUGUGUCGCCCGCUCGAUACCGCGCCCCCGCCAGGUCCUGUGGUCGUUCAAUGGGCGCGAACUCAACGACACCGACGCCGACUACCGCACGCUCGAAACCCCGACCCCGAACGGUGUCCGCGCCACCCUCAUCCUCAACCGAUGCCGGCCGGAACACUUCGGGCGCUACAACUGCACCGUCGUCAACGGGUACGGGGUCGACUUCCUCGAAAUCGAGUUCAUCUCCAAGGAGCAAAAUCUCUUACCGGUUAUCGUUUUGGGCUCGCUCGGAGGGAUCACAUUUUUACUCAUUGUCAUUACGAUUGGCCUAUGCUUAUGUAGUCGCCGUCACAAAAAGAAGCACCUUCCACCCGCCGACGUCAUACCGAAGUAUGACGUCCCGGGGAAGGACUGUGGCGAGGGUAACGUGGGCGUUCACAACGGUAGCAGGAAGAUCGACCGCAGCAACGACCUGGUGGACGGCGAAGGAACCACCAACAUCGCGCUCAGCGUGCGGACGUCCAGCUCGCCCGGUAUGCCUCCAGCGUCCGGCGGGAUCAGCUCGCCACUCACGGCCCUCAAAAGUGACACCACAACCGAUUAUGGCCGCUACUCGGGCGACUUCUCGGACGCGCUAAGCCACCUCCAGCAGACGCCUCAGCAGAAACCGAGCCCGGCUAGCAACAACGGGUACGUGCCGUACGUGAACUACGCCCGCGACUACAGCCCACCGACGCAGCACCUGAUGCAGUUCAAGGCGAGCAGCAGCAGCAACAGCAUCGAGAGUGGCGGUACCGCCCUCGGGAAGCAGAUCGCGUCCCGCACUGGCAACGGUCAGCUGCCGUCCGGCACGAUGACGCUCACGAGGAAGCGUCCGACCGGCCCGGAGCUGCCUCGAUCAGCCGACAACGGCCUUCCGAACAUCCAGAGCAGCGUGUCGUCCAUUCCCAACGGGCUACUAAACCAUCCCAUGAUGGGUUGCCACAUUGGUUUGGACUCGAGGUUUGGUGCCAACUACGGAACGCUCCAUGGUCGGGGCAGCAGCAGUCCGAUGGGUCCGCUUCCGCUGCAGCUGCCGGCCCUACCGCCCCCGGCCACAGCCAACCCGGCCGCAACACCGGCCCCGCCGCCGUACAACGCCGCUCGGGCCCACGCCUGCCUGCUCGGUCUCGGACUCCAGCCGUCGACGGGCGGCGUCAGCUGUACCACCAACUCCAGCCUGCCGGCCGCAAUGGUCACCAGCUCGAGCAGUCCUAGCUCGACCCAAUCCGGCUCCCUGUCCCUCGCCAGCUCGCAGCUCUCGCAAGGCCAACCUGUUGCAACCGGGGCCGCCACCAUCGGCGGGAAGCCAGAGCAGCAACCGAGCAGCCCAUCUGGCCAGUUUAUACUUCCCUCCAGUGGCACCGUGAAGCCCGGCGGAGGGCUAGCGACACACGUCUGAACGACACAUGGAAUCACCUGCACCGACUCGACAUCUGGAGUCGAGUGCAAACCCGCGCCAAAACCAAACGAAUCGGUACACCUACCCUUCCGACGCCCGAAGCGGCUCUCGUCGGCCGCUCCAGCUGACCUCCAUCGAACGCCACCAGGUUAUUAAGUGCUUCCGGUUUGCGCGGCACGACAAUCCGAACCGGUGCAGAGUCGGAACUGGCUCCCUAUGUGUACCGAACCCGUACGGCGUCUCUUCUUUCCGGUGUUUUAGCUAGCAAACAGAGCCAGUGGAAAGGCAAACGGCAAACGAGAAACCACAUAACCCAACACAUAUCUAAAAACGAAGCUAAGUAAACCCGCUCGUCGCAUAAAGCAGAAGAUUUACUUACCAAACUUUAGCCUCAAAUUAUCGAAGAUCAUUCCGUUCCGCGAGUGGAAUUGUUAAUAAUAAUAAAGUAUUAGUCUAAUGAACGUAAC
Anopheles coustani is the source of this 3278-nucleotide messenger RNA. Its product is annotated as irregular chiasm C-roughest protein-like. Lineage: Eukaryota; Metazoa; Arthropoda; Insecta; Diptera; Culicidae. The record is from RefSeq and is a predicted model, not a curated record. Gene Ontology annotation, cellular component: cell-cell junction. The transcript is spliced from 8 exons. Bases 1 to 2811 code for a protein of 936 amino acids. Gene Ontology annotation, molecular function: cell adhesion molecule binding. Gene Ontology annotation, biological process: cell-cell adhesion.